This is a messenger RNA of Annulohypoxylon truncatum, 1820 nucleotides long. RefSeq lists its product as uncharacterized. Bases 159 to 1670 code for a protein of 503 amino acids. The transcript has a single exon. NCBI's taxonomy places the organism in Eukaryota, Fungi, Ascomycota, Sordariomycetes, Xylariales, Hypoxylaceae. The record is from RefSeq and is a predicted model, not a curated record. Gene Ontology annotation, molecular function: N-acetyltransferase activity.
AGAGUAGCUAUGAUUAACCCAAAAGAAGGCGAGCGGCCGCCAACCAAGCGACCCAAGGCCAAGGUCAUUAGACCACUUGGUUACGUGUAAGCCUGAAUACCCCCUCGUCUGAGUCGACCCCGACAUUCAUACGUGCUAGGGAACGGUACGAAGCGGCUAUGCAUUCGUUAGGCCUUUACCACAGCUCUAUGGUUACAUGUCGGUACUCCAUUCCCACAAUCCUCUCGGUAGGGUUAGAUGAGGAUCCGGAUUUGCAUACAAAGCUGGAACGGAAGGUCGAAUUAGCUAUCGCCCAAGUCGUCUCAGAUCACCCGUUCUUACGGGUCGGGCUACGCGGUGAGCACGAGCGUAAGCCGGCAUUCGUCGAACUCGAGGCCGUCGACUUUCGCCGCCAUGUCGAGUGGCGCUGCUUCGCCAAGACGGCAGAGUAUGAAUCCGAGCUUUUGGAGUUGAUUGAAAGUCGACUCAACAUCAAAGUCCCGCAGCCAGAAGACAGGCCGUCAUGGCGGAUUCUCGUGCUACGUGUCGAAGGCGAACGGGUUUUGGAUGUCGUGUUCGAGUGGGGACACGCGCAUAUCGACGGGAUGAGCGCCAAGAUGUUCCACGAAAAUCUGCUUCGGAACCUGAACGGCGACUUUGCGCUGGAAGAAUUCCGAGACCGAGUCCUCACGAUCCCGCCCUCCAAGCGGAGGGAUCUGCCCCCGUCGUUACAUGCGUUGACCAAAUUUCCCAUCACGCCGGGCUACGCGCUGGCGACGCUGUGGGAUGAGUUCAAGCCGCCGCGGCUAGCAUCCAUCUCGAAGUCAGGGCUACACGCCACGUGGGCGCCAAUUCAGCUACAGCCGUACGUGACGCAAUACCGGCACUUUAGUGUCGACAACGAUCCACUCCAGAACGUUCUGGCUACCUGCCGGAAUCAUAAAACAACGUUGACGGGACUGAUACAAUCCAUCGCGCACCUAAGCCUAGCGACACGGUUAUCAGCCGAGGAGGCGCGCGGGUUCCUUAGUUGCACCAUAAUAAACCUAAGGCCGCUCAUGGGCAUGCCGGAGGCAAAAACGAAGAUAUCCAAGUUGUCGGGCAUAGAUCCGAAGAAGACCAUGGGAAACUUUAUGACGUCGCUGGACCACGAGUUCGAUGCGAGGUGGGUUGCUAAGAUUAGGACAGCCAAUAUGUCUCAAGUUGGGCAUUUGGGACCAGGCGAAGGAGGAGACAGAGGAGGACUCGAACCACUCAUCUGGGAAACCGCGGAGAGAACCCGCACGGCCAUACAGAAGCGACUAGAUGACGGAACCAAGAACGACGUAAUGGGGUUGAUCAAGUUUAUUCCUGACUACCGGGCUCUGUUUAAGGAAUGGGCGAAAAAGCCUAGAGGCCAUUCCGUUACCGUAACGAAUUUGGGAGUAAUCGACGGCAAUCCCCAUAAUAACAUACCUGGUGACAUUAGUACUACCGAAGAUGCAGACGGGAAGUGGAUUAUUGAGCGAGCGAUAUUCUCCGUUAGCCCCGAGGCUCAAGGUGCGGUGUUAUGUAUCUGCCCUAUUGCCGUGAAGGGUAGGGAGUUGUACGUAUCGUGCGACUGGCAGGAUUGCGCGGUGGACCCAGCCCUGGCACAGGGGGUCAUGUCUGAUUUGGAAUCGUGGUUGCGAUUUAUCGGAAAGGAGACAUAGGGGAGAUAUCUCUUGUCGUGGCUUGCGAAGACUGCUACGUAAGCAUUACUCCUCCUUUAUCCCGACCUCGGCCAAACUCCCGUGAAGACGCCGCUAGAGCUAUGCAAUAAGAAGCUAUGGGCAUCGAAUCAUAGCUGGCUCUAACGACCA